AUGUCAUUGGAUAGCAUAGAAAGAUCUGGGUAUGAGAAGGAUGUUAUUGGACCCCUUGGAAUUCCUUCAUUGCCAGUCAUGGAAAAGAAAUCUAUGGUUCAGUUGAAGUCAACGAGGAGUGGAUCGUCAAGAGAAUAUUGUGCAAGUGAUCCCGCAGAUAACGAUGCAUGGAAAGAUAAAGGCACUGGUCAGCUUGCUAUCAAAUGUAAAGAGGGCGUUAACAAGAGCACAAGAGAAUCCAAGCCAACAAUUCUCGUUCGAAAUAUGUUUCUUCUUACUGUGGGGAAAGUGUUGCUAAAUGCAUUGUUAUAUCAUGGCAUCAAGACGAAAAUGCAGAAAAAUUCCAUUGUUGCGACAUUUCAUACAGCGGGUAUAUCCAGUAACAAGUUUGAUUUGCUCGUCGAGUGCUCGACUUUCACGACGGAAUGCUCCAGUGAUGAGCCGGAUGUUGUUGAGGUGCCUCAAUUAGAACAGGGUCAGUCAGAAAUAGGAACAUCUGCAGUGGCAAGAAUGGCAGAGAACAAGGAGGCAUCGCCGGAGAGCACCGGUGCUGAGAAUUUUGCUCAAGACUUGGGCAGUUUGAGUACAGCAGACACUGAAUAG
This is a messenger RNA of Camellia sinensis, 603 nucleotides long. NCBI's taxonomy places the organism in Eukaryota, Viridiplantae, Streptophyta, Magnoliopsida, Ericales, Theaceae. The record is from RefSeq and is a predicted model, not a curated record.